Molecule: messenger RNA, 2235 nt
Organism: Pocillopora verrucosa
Lineage: Eukaryota; Metazoa; Cnidaria; Anthozoa; Scleractinia; Pocilloporidae
Product: kelch-like protein 20
Molecular function (GO): protein binding
Source: RefSeq, a predicted model, not a curated record
AUCUUUGCAGCUUCCUUUGUUAUUCGUUACUAAUUAACCGUGCUCAUCAUAAUAUUAUAUAACACUGGAAAGGUAAGGAAGAGUAACAUACGAGCAACGAAUAGCUCAGUAAUUUAUUUUGGGAACGAAUUGGCGGACGAUGUCUUCUUUCCGAUAUCUUUCGAGCAAAAAUGCUGCUCUUGUUCUCAAAGGAUUGGAAUCUUUACUCGAUCUGGAAGAGCUUUGUGAUGUAAUCCUUCGAACAGAAGAUGGUUUCUCGAUAUCGGCACACCGCAAUGUUCUCUCCGUCGGCAGCCCAUACUUCAGGGCCAUGUUCUUGGGACAACUGAAAGAGAGCAGAAGAGAAGAUAUCACUCUAAAAGGGGUUACCGGUGAAGCUCUUCGAUGUAUUGUUCGGUUUGUGUACACCUCUUCAAUAGACGUGAAUGACGCAAAUGUUGAUGAUGUUCUUAGCGCUUCGGACCUUUUCCAGAUGAAAGAAAUUACUACCGUUUGUUGCCAGUUUCUUAAAGAGCAACUUCGGCCGUCAAAUUGCUUGGGAAUAGCAGCUAUUGCCGGUGGCUUUUCCUGCGAAGAACUUUGGAGUGAGGCGCGCAAGUUUGCGGUAAAACACUUCAAUGAGGUAAUAAAAUGUGAUGAGUUCAAGGAUCUGUCGUUAGACGCAGUCAAAGAUCUGCUUUCAGACGAAAAUGUGUGCAUUCGAUCAGAGGAAGAUGUUUAUAAUGCAGCUGUUGAAUGGUUGACGUCUUUUGGCGAUCGCCUGAAAUACUCGUCGGAAAUACUAAGUUGUGUACGGCUACCUGUUUUGUCUCCUACAUUUCUCCGUUCACAGGUGAUGAGUAAUGAGUGGGUUAUAAAUGAUCCUGAGUGUAAGCAGAUGCUAGAUGAAGCCCUUUCCUAUGCUUCUUCCCCUUCAUCUGAAAAGCGUAAGCACUCUUCAGCAGUAAGAAUGAGGCCACGAGUCCACUCGGGGUUUGCUGAUGUCAUGGUUGCCAUUGGUGGUCUCCACCUUGGUAGUCCUGUGGCAUCAGGGGAACAAUACAACAUGUACACUGAUGAAUGGUCACCUAUUGAAGACAUGCCUACCCUGCGGUAUGGUGUUGCUGUUACUCAGCUUCAUGGACAGAUAUAUUGUCUGGGAGGGUUUGAAAGUGGGAAGUACUUGAGCACAGUUGAAGCUUAUGACCCUGAGGAAAAUUCAUGGAUGAUAUGCCCACCGAUGCUUGUGUCUAGAAAAUACUUUGGUGCAACCUCCCUCGGUGGUAAAAUUUUUGCUUUUGGAGGCUCCAACAGCCAUCAUCGGCUCAAAAGUGUAGAAUGCUUUGAUCCAUAUGAGAAUCAAUGGACCUUUGUCUCACCUAUGCUGUGCCCAAGAAUGUACUUAGCAGUUGGAACACUGGGGGGAUUGGUGUAUGCCGUGGGAGGACAUGAUGGCUUAUCACGCCUGAGUAGUGUGGAGUGUUAUGACCCUCAGAGUGAUGAAUGGAGCUAUGUAGCUCCCCUAGGUAAGCCAAGAUCUGUUGCUGGUGUAGCAGCCCUUGGUGGCCUCUUGUAUGUCAUUGGUGGAUUUGAUGGGAACAAUUAUCUUCGUAAUGUUGAUGUCUAUGAUCCUGAGACAAAUUCUUGGACUGCAGCAUGUCCACUGAAUGAACAGCGCUCUGCUACCAGUGUUGCCGUAAUGAAAGGAAGGAUUUUUGCCAUUGGUGGCUUUAAUGGACAGUUCUUGUCAAGUGUUGAGGUCUAUGACCCUGAAAUUAACCAGUGGAGUUACGUAAAUAAUAUGUCAAUUCCAAGAGUACAUUUUGGUGCCACUGUUGUGUAGUACAUGUGAUUUAUUUUUGUAUAAGAUAGUUUAAAAUUCAGUCUUUGGGGAUGUUUCCAUCACUGGGAGGAAAUGUCUUUAGGCAGUUGGAAGUGUUCUAACCCUUUCACUCUGAAGAUCUCAUGAUUGCUGGUAAUUCUCCUUACUGUCUGUCUUACAAUUCUUGUGAUGUUUGGUGGGAGAAUUUGGUAUCUCCUUAAUUGCUUUUUUCUUCAUUAUCAUCACUUUUCUGUUGAUAUUGUAUUGAUAUAGGGAGGAGAAAUUAUUUCUUGGUCGCUCAUUGGAGUGACAGGGUUGGAUCCAAGGAUUUCCUACAAGCAGCAGAGUUAAUGAAAAUUUAGGAGGAAAUAGCCAUUGUGAUGUUUGAAUGCCCCUCUAAGUUUUAUUAUGGAUUAUGUUAUGCUAUAUGUUUA